AGCCUCACCCAGUGGUGUGAAUGGCAGGGGAAGGCGGGGCCGCGCAUGCGUGCGAGGGGGCGUAGGGUGGGAGCCGCCGGGGCUAUAUGGCGGCCUCCGCGCAGGCGGCGGCGCUGAGCGCCGAGCAGGCGAAGGCGGUGCUGGCGGAGGUGAUCAAGGCCUUCGGGGCCCCCGAGAACGCGCAGCGCAUGGAGGAGGCUCGGGAUAACGCCUGCAACGACAUGGGCAAGAUGCUGCAGUUCCUCUUGCCCGUCGCCACCCAGAUCCAGCAGGACGUGAUCAAAGCCUACGGCUUCAGCAACGACGGCGAAGGGGUCCUGAAGUUCGCCCGGUUGAUCAAGUCCUACGAGUCGCAGGACCCGGAGAUCGCCAGCAUGUCGGGCAAGCUCAAGGCCAUGUUCCUGCCGCCCAUGACGCUGCCGCCGCACGGGGCCGGGACCGGCGGAGUGGCAACCUCCUGAGACCGUGGACCUCUCCCGCCGGGUCGCGGUGCUCUGGCUGGUGGCCUCCUUCCAAGGUGCGGGUUCUGUCAGCCGCGGGAAUGGAGCCCUUGGAACAAGGGAGAUGGCUGACCUGAAAGGAAUGAUGGGAUGCUUUGUGCCUGCUUGUGUGUCUGCUCGUGAAUAAAAAAUGUCUCGAAAA
Molecule: messenger RNA, 642 nt
Organism: Harpia harpyja (harpy eagle)
Lineage: Eukaryota; Metazoa; Chordata; Aves; Accipitriformes; Accipitridae
Gene: C8H12orf57
Product: chromosome 8 C12orf57 homolog
Exons: 3
Coding region: 87-461 (124 amino acids)
Biological process (GO): post-embryonic development
Source: RefSeq, a predicted model, not a curated record